AUGAAGAUUCGAUCGCAUUUUACGAUCACCUUGCAGCCCAAGGUCCAAUCCAUGCUGGCAACGUCAAUUGAGUGUAAACGCGCAUGGGAAGUACUCGAGAACAUCGCACAGUCAUAUGGUCGUGCGCGAACCUCUUAUACUCAGUCUUUUACGGACGGACUCACACAAAUGAUCAAGCAAGAAGCCAGAACUGAGACCGAUGUGCAAAAUAUGGCCAAGGACGCUGUCAGGAGAUUUCAACGCGAACUAGAGUCAUUGUUCGUCCAGGCUAUACCUGCUAAGCGAUUCUCGAAAACCCUGAGCUAUGUUCUUUUUGAUGCGGGAUGUAAGUUAUUCCGCUUACACAUGAAUGCUCCAAACUUUUCGAUUCACUCUACUGAAACUGGGGAUGUGAAAAGACGACUCGUACAGCUGCUAAAAGGUCUACAAAUGGUCGGACUGGGAGGAGACGCAGCUCACCGAUCAUUCGCUCAUGCCAUGGACAAGUUACUGAGUGAAUUCGUCGUGAGCCACUACAUGAAGGUAGAUUGGUAUGGCAAGCUUUCGGUGACAGCGAAGUUAAAAGAAUGGAUCAAAGACGGCUUUGGACAACUUGUUUUGUUAGUCAUGGAGUGCCUGACCGACAGCACUACAACAGUGAAGCUCACAUUUGGUAUGGCUGAAAUUACAUCUUGGCAAAAGAUGGCCAUCGAACGUCUUGGUAGAGCUCGUGCGGACAACCUCUUUGAUUACAUAGUGAACUGGGAUCAGUCCAUCGGCGCCAUAUUAGAUCUCAAGGAAUAUCUCACCACGAACUCUGAAAGAGCACACCUAGUCGUCUCGUUCACAGGCCAGCUCUAUCGGCGCCUCCUGCGCCCAGGGACAACAACUACCCAUAUCCUAGACAUAUACAUUUAUGUCAUUAGGGCUUUCAAAGAACUCGAUCCUAAAGGGGUGUUAUUAGAACGUGUCGCUCUACCCAUCAGACGAUAUCUGAAAGAUCGCACUGACACGGCCAAAAUUAUUGUAUCAAGUUUACUUGCAGAUAUUCAGGAUGAAGACGGCAAUCAUGUCGAUCCAGGUGGUGACAUUUCAAUAGAGAUAGCCACAGAAAUGCUCAAGCCUAUCUCAUCCACUGCUAACGACCACGACGACGAUCUUAACUGGGGAGACCUGAAUUGGACCCCGGAACCAGUAGACGCCUCUGCUGAAUACAAGAGCUCGAGAGCAAACGACGUCAUAUCCUACCUCCUCACCCUCUUCGAUCCAGGCGACUUCAUCACUGAGCUGAAAAAUAUCCUCGGCGAACACCUCCUCACAAAUUCAGACUCCUCAUUUGACAAAGAGAUUCGCCUUCUCGAACUCUUCAAGCUCCGAUUAGGUGACUCCCAAAUGCAAGCCUGCGACGUCAUGCUUCGCGACGUGGUCGACUCCAAACGACUCAACACCACAAUUUCUUCCUCCCGUCCCACAAAACCCCCUAUCCGCGCACAUGUUCUGUCUUCUUUCUUCUGGCCUCCCCUCCGCGACGAUACAUUCACCAUUCCCGCCACAGUUGCCGAAGCGCAGGCCAUCUACGCCGCCGGAUUCGAAGCUAUCAAGGACAUGCGCAAAUUGCACUGGCUGCCCGCUCUGGGUAAAGUCACCGUCGAGCUCGAGCUACAGGACCGCGAAGUGUCCGUCGACUGCACGACAUGGCAAGCCAGCGUAAUUCACGCGUUCCAACGCUCUUCGUCCGAGCCCCAGCGCGUCGGCGGUGUUGCGCGCUCUGUGCAGCAGCUCGAGGACCACCUGGCAAUGGACGAAGCGCUCGUGCGCAAUGCACUCGCAUUCUGGGUUGGUGAACGCGUGCUUGCGCCACAUCCAGACACUCCAGACACAUAUGUCGUACUCGAACGCCUUACCAGUGCGGCACGCACGACACGGGCGGAGGUCGAGGCCGCCAAAGAAGAGGCAGCAAUGGAGGCACCCGGGGGCGGCGGAGUCGUUACAGCUAAUGACCUUCUCGAUCGUAAUCGCAGUCUGUACGAGACGUUCGUGGUAGGAAUGUUGACGAACCAGGGCGGCAUGACGAGGGCUCGGAUCUUGAUGAUGCUGAAGAUGGCGGUACCAGGUGGGUUUCCUGGUGGAGCGGAGGACGUGGGGACUGUGCUCGAGGGCUUGAGAGAGGCUGGCAAGGUGGACAGCACCGGGGCCGACGUGUGGGCUGUCAAGAAGGGAUGA
This is a messenger RNA of Pseudovirgaria hyperparasitica, 2202 nucleotides long. RefSeq lists its product as uncharacterized. The coding region runs from base 1 to 2202 and encodes 733 amino acids. The record is from RefSeq and is a predicted model, not a curated record. Gene Ontology annotation, cellular component: anaphase-promoting complex. The transcript is spliced from 2 exons. Gene Ontology annotation, biological process: ubiquitin-dependent protein catabolic process. Lineage: Eukaryota; Fungi; Ascomycota; Dothideomycetes; Acrospermales; Acrospermaceae. Gene Ontology annotation, molecular function: ubiquitin protein ligase binding.